Messenger RNA from Macroventuria anomochaeta, 1073 nucleotides. RefSeq lists its product as uncharacterized. NCBI's taxonomy places the organism in Eukaryota, Fungi, Ascomycota, Dothideomycetes, Pleosporales, Didymellaceae. The transcript has 2 exons. The record is from RefSeq and is a predicted model, not a curated record. The coding region runs from base 1 to 615 and encodes 204 amino acids.
AUGGCUUGUGUCAAGACCGCACGGCUCUCCGGCAGCGGCAGCGAAUCGAAGGCCGGCCAUGUGCCACAGGUUGCGGGUGGCUCAGGCACAGCAGCAGUUGAUGCAGCCAAUCAGCGUGUUGACCCUGAGGCUCGCAGCUUUUGGUGUUGUUGCUGCGCGUCCACGUCUGUUGGCGAGCGUUUGCUGAGAUUUGUGCACGCUCGUGUACCUCCAUACGAGGCGCCAUCACCAGCGCCAUGGGCGCCAGCGCCGUUCCACGCAUCUGAUGCUGCACUCGAUCUUCACGUUAGCAACUUGGUUGUCUUUGCACAAUCUCCUGAAGUCCCAAUCGUGCACCAGGGCCCGGCUGCCUUACUCGCUUCGCAUCCACCAGUACCUCCGCUGUUCCCACUUGAGAGUCUGAAGCAGGCCAGCGGUCUUGGCCCGCGGACAGCGCUGGUGAAUUGGGCAUGGUCAGUCGCGGGAGCCAGCCGACCGCCAAGCUGUUUCAAAUAUGGACGACUCUUCGCUGAGCUUGGUACUCGUGGCCUACAUGAGCGGAGCCCCAUGCUCCUCCUUCCUUCAACUCUUGGUCCUUCCUUCCUCUCACAACUCUCAGACCGUUCUUUUCUUUAAACAGCACUCACCUUCAUUCUUUAGGUGUGCUUGCCUUGCAGUAGUUCACCUUCUUUUGACAGCUACUCUCACUUCCUUCACUUCGUUUCUCGUCUUAAGGCUUUUUUCUCCGGCCGCAUCCUUAUUCACCUAAAAGCGUGCUGUGCACGUCUUGGCUCAAACGCGCAGCUCCUCAUACCUGUUCCGCCUGACACAGGUUCUCUACCAGCUAUCGUUGCUCGCGCGUUGAUGUAAGUCCUCCAGUUUCAACUGUCUAAGGCUGCCAUGGUCGCCUGUCACUUACCAUGAUUACCCCACACCAUGUUGUACGAGGCUACGAGGUGUCUCAACUCCGUCUGGCUUACGCAUCACCAAAUCUCCGUUGCCUUCUUCGAGUGUCUUCGAGCCUGGGCGGGGUGCUUGCCUGUUUCAAUUCGCGCCAUUACCGUUAGUUAUUAGGUCUUAUACAACAAACACUG